GGAACGCAUAUAAUUGUUUCAUCAUCACGAAAUGUUAACUGUCGUCGUUGUCGUACGAAGCAAUCAGUGCGAGACGACUCCAUGUCAAAAAUACAAGAGAUCACCAGCACCCAAAGGGGGCCUGAACUGAGUUAUUUUGUAGUUGAGUAAUAAAUUACGAAGAUGAACAGAACUAAAAAGGCCAAACUCUCGCAUAUACUGUCACUGAAUUGUGCAUUAUUUUCUUGAAACCUUGUUAUACAUGGCAUGUUAAUUUAUUUUGAUAGUAAUCCUGAGUAUGAGUUGAGUAUUUUAAUGGCUUAUAGAGAUAAUCAUAAAAAUUCUAAAACCUCACAUUUAUGUUAUUUUCUUUUAACAUUAUAUUACAGUUUUGCUUUUUAUUUGUCUAUUUAUUCAUUUUUUAUCCUCAUUUUGGUGGACUUUCUUUUAGAACUGUUACAACUGAUGAAAAAUCAUUGGUCGUCUAAGAGGGUAUCAAACUCUGCAGCUGAAAUGACUGCUUUCAAACUUUAUUUAAAUUUUACACUUGACUGUUAUGGUUUUGCGUUUUGUAAAUAACAAAAUUCACUCUCCUAUAUGGGUUUUUCUCAAAUCUAUCACCAAGUAGGUGAGUAGUCCAUGCCCGAGUCAAGGUCAGCAGUUUUGGAAUGAAUCCAGAGGAGCUCAGUGUUGCGUGUCUGCUUGGCCUCUAGUCACUUUCACUGAGUUUUCAUCUGACCUUACACCAACCUCUGUAGAUUCAGAAGAAAGCGUGUUUGUAACUUUGAAUGAAGGAGAGGCAGAACUGAAUGCGGGUUUCCCCCUGCUGCAUGCUGGAAGUGACCGCCCCCAGCUGAGAAGGCACUGCAGCAGCUCUGCUUCGGAGGGAUGGGGCUCGUGGGCGUGGUCAUGGGUGGAGGGUGGGACUUUGGGCGGUGGCAGACGCCCCCUCGGUGGAUGUAAUAUUCAAUGAGCUCCGAGCAGAGGACAUCAUCAAGGGGCAACUUGACAGCAACAACAAGCAGUUCAUUCAUUUUCAGAGCGGCGGACAUGCCUGGUGGACACUUCAGGUUCCCUCCUGAUAUCGGGACGGAGAGUUGUUCCACUUUCCUCCUCCGGCGGCCAAACUUUUCACGUCCGUAUCGUUAUGGAGCCGCUGUGGACGGACACCGGCGCUCCGGUACGGCAUGCAAAUACGUACUCUGACGUCGGCGAUCAUGUGGGUUUUGGCGUAGAUCCUCCUUGUGAUCGCCAGUUUUUUCCGUUCCCUGUCGCCUGUUGUCUCGUCAAGCUAUUGGGCCGCGUCGAGACUCUUUCUAACCCUUUCGGCGUGUUUGCUGCUCCAUCGGUCGCUUCGGGAUUGUACCGCGCUACCUGAACGUCGCGUCAAGAAGGGGUGGGCAGGCAGCAUCCCGUCAUGAAGACCCAGAAGAUCGCCCAUUGCUGGAGCUGACACCGUCAACAGGUCCAGGCCACGCUGUUCUACGAACAGUUCUUCAUCCCCCAUUAUCCUGUUUGGUCUCACCACUAAUAAUAAGGCAUUUCUUUGACGUCUCCUUGUGACUGAGCAUAGUCCCAGAAGGUCCUGGCUUGGUCCGCAAUAGGUCUGUCUGGUAGUGCUUCAGCCACUCCUGACCUGCAACUUGGGAUCCUGAGCAAAGGCAACUUAAACCACAUCCCUAACCAUCGAGGGUCUGAAAGCAUCAUGUCAAGUCGACGCAAGGCUUCCACCCCCUGCAUGAUCCGACCAGAGCAGACAUGGGUGGAGCUGGAUGAUGAUGAGGAUGAAUCACACAAAAUGGAGGUAACAGAAAACCAUGUUCAGGAGGCACCUAUGAAUACAGCCCAUCCUGUCCAAGCAGAGCCACCAACCGAUUCGGAUGUAACAGGCAAAUCCUCAGACCCCCCCACAGGUCCUGACAAACCACAAAAGGAGCCGCCAGACCCCUCCAAACAUCAGCGCAGACAGCAGGGGGGCUACGAGUGCAAAUAUUGCACCUUCUCCACACAGAAUCUUAACACUUUUAAAGAACAUGUGGACUCCAAUCACCCGAAUGUCAUCCUCAACCCACUGUACCUGUGCGCUGUCUGCAACUUCAACACCAAGAAGUUUGAUACCCUAACAGAGCACAACGAGAGGUGUCACCCUGGGGAGAGCAACUUCAAAUUCAAGCGCAUCAAAAUGAACAACCAGACAAUCCUGGAACAGACAAUAGAGGGCUGCAGCAACAACGCAGUCAUUUACAACACGUCGGGUUCACUUGCUGGCAAAGGGGACAGAGUGGACACCCCCCCACUCAGCAAACCCAACACAGUAAAAACUGCAAAACCAAAAACCUUUUCUACAGAUACCAAACGGACAGAAUCAGAGAGAGGUAAACUGACCCCUGAUCUUGCCAAGAAACCAAUAACGGCGCUCAAUGUGAACGGGACGGUUAUCAUCCCAGAGUCGACUCUGCUCAAGGCAGACAGCCUUUCUCACAUCAUGCCUUCUUUACAGCAGCCUAUAAAUUACACCCAGGUGCCGAAGAUCGCAGUGCCCUUGAACACGACCAAAUACAACCCGUUCCUGGACGACAACCUGACACUCAUCUCCUCCUUCAACAAGUUCCCCUACCCGACACAAGCCGAGCUCUCCUGGCUCACUGCGGCCUCCAAACACCCAGAGGAGCAAAUCAAAGUCUGGUUCACCACACAGCGGCUCAAACAGGGCAUCAGCUGGUCACCUGAAGAGGUGGAAGAAGCGAGGAAGAAAAUGUUUAACGGCACCAUCUCGUCAGUGCCUCAGACUCUAACCGUUGUGGCUCCACAAAUUAGCUCCAACUCCUCCAGCAUCCAGGCCGCCGACACCACAGCCUCCAAACACCUGCCGUCUGCUGCCUCUGUCCUCCAGUCCGUCCCCUGCCAGAUCCUGGGACAGAACAGCCUGGUGCUGACUCCUGUAGCCAAUGGCUCCAGUGUCACAUGUGCACCGCUGGCGCUCACAGUGGCUAACCAGGUGGCACAGUCACUCAAGCGACCGCUGGCCACUCCUGUGAUCGCCACAGAGAGUAAGCGACCCUCCAUCAUUCAGACCCUCUCGGCACCAACAGGCAUGUUGAAGCUGGCAUCGUCCAAAAUGCUGAGUUUCACAGCAGACCCAAACAAAACGGCCGAGCAGCUGUCAGUGCUGCGGUCCAGCUACACACAGUGUCCUUUUCCUGAGGAAGAUGAGAUCUACAGGCUGAUAGAGACCACGGGACUGUCCAGGGGAGAGAUAAAGAAGUGGUUCAGUGAACAAAGGCUCCUCAAUCUCAAAAGUGUAGGAUCUUCACCCGUGCUGGUGAGAGCUGAGGCAUCCGCACCUGUUCCAGAUGGCCCCGUUAAGAAAGCUGUCCCGAGCCAGUUUCCCCUGCUGGAGAGAGUGAAAGGGAAGUCAUCGGAGCAGCUCAAGGCGCUGGAGGAGAGUUUCCAGAGAAGCAGCUCGCCGACGGAAAAGGAGCUCGGUAAAGCCCUCACCGCUUCCACAAACCAGCUGGCUCAGGAGACAAGGCUGUCGAAGACGGAGGUGGACUGCUGGUUUUCAGAGCGCUGCGCCCUGAGGGACAACAUGGAGAAGGUUCUGCUCACCAUGGCCUCCAAGAACACGGAGGACAGACUGGAGCGAGUGGGAGGGUCGCUGCUAAAUGGGGGUUCUCACCGAGAGCAGUAUGGGAAGACUCUUCGCUCCUCUCCUCACCCACCUGUCCUCUCCUCUUCCUCCUCGUCUUCCUCCUCCCCGCCGGUGCUCGCAGUUUCCUCUCCUCAACCUCCAACAAAUUCCUCUUCAAGAUCUCCUCCCAUCCUAAAGUCUUCUUCUCCACAACCCCCCCUCCUGUCAGUCUCCUCAAGCCCGAUGCCCAUCUCCAGCUGCUCACUGGCCCUUCUCAGGGAGAUGUUCUGUCAGACUCAGUGGCCAUCCCCCGAGGAGUACAGCCAGCUGGAGCUCCAGACAAACCUGGGCCGCACCGAUAUUGUCCGCUGGUUCAAGGACCACCGCUCAGCCCUGAAGAACGGCGAGACUCUGGACUGGAUGGAAGCUCUCCAAAAGGAAAACCUUGCUGAGGAGCAGAAAACCGGCCAACAGCAGAACGGUCAGAUCUCUGAGAACAACCGGAGUGUUUCCUUGGAGGUCAAGGCUGUGAAUGUGGAGGAGGCCAGUGGGAAUGUAGCAGCUGCAGAGAACUCCAAACUGUCCAGCCAAGACAAAGGGCACUGGUUGGCCAAGCGACUAACCCAGGGUGUGACCGAUCUGAGCCGAACCAGGAAGGACCAGAACAACUGUGGAGCUUCUGACAAAGGGAGGUGGGUAAACGUCACUGUUGGUGCUGGAGAGGAGACUGAAGGAGUGGAGAGACAGAGGCUGGCAACCGAUGCAGGUGUUCUGACUAUGGAGCAACCAGGAAGGGUGACUGGUUGAUGGGAAAGUAAAUCUUUUAACGCCAGUUCACCAGCCAUCGUGAGGCAAGUCAAGACGACCGAUCAGAUACGUGGUGUCAGUGAUGUCAUCACCAUGCGCCAGGGAUGGUUGGGUUUCAGUGUGGAAGCACUGAGGUGAAGAAUUGACGGGAAGAGGAGUGCCAAAGCUGGACUUGAUGUAGAUCUCCCACUACUAUUUUUUUUUGUCUAACAUUUCUGUAAAUAUGUUUGUGAAACAGAGUAAACAUUCUGUUCAGGUUCACUGACAGCCGGCAAGCUUUUUCUUUUUGUUUUUUUGAUGACUGAAUGUUUUCCCAGAACCUGGAAUGUUAUUGGUUGCCGUAAUAAGAUCAAAAUGUAUUAUAGUUUAUUUGCUGGAAAUCCCCCUUUCAAAAAAAAUAAUAAUAAUCAACGCAUUUUGCUCAUUAUGAGCAGAUUUUGAUGGCACUUGCAUAUUUUCUUGUUGUAGUGGUAGAUGUUCUCGUACCAGGCUGCUUUCAAAUGCCUUUAGGGUGACACAAUGCUGACUCAAAUGUGCAAAAUGGGCGAGUAGGAGGACUGUGCUGCCGAGGAAACUAACGCAUUGAGCACACACUGAUUAGCAGCCAUGGUCCAGAUGCUUUAACAAACCUAUCUACAGUUUAAGAAUCUUGUCCGCUGUGUUCAUAAGGCUGAACCGGAACAUAAUGUGCACAUUUCUACAGAGAACUGAUAAAUCCCGGAGAAUGCAGGGUCUGUUGGACACCAUGCUGCCUUUCCUGCUCGUACCUGUUGUUUCCUGUCUACUUCACAUAAAGGGAGCAGAGUGGGGUAUGAUUUCAGCUUCAUGGCUCUAUGUUGUAAUUCUUAUUGGCUGAACCUGCCAAAAGCCUUUCUUUUUUUGUUUUUUAUUCUGUGAAACUGCUACAUGCACUCUAAAUAAUCCAAGCACCUUUAUCUGAGCCUUUUCAUAUAUCCAUGUUGUUUAGCUGUAAAUACACCUCAUGUCUUCUAUCUAGGCUUACUAGCUUUAGAUUCAAGGUGUGAUUGAAUUUCCUUCUGUUGUUCCUGUAAACACAUUUAAAACCGGAGGUUAAUGAAUGUCAGAGAUACGAGUUGUAAAAGGCAGUUGGAAUGUCACAAGUUUCAAGAGUAUCUGUUUUGGUUUCAUUCUGAAUUGUCGUUUAAAUUGACCUCCAAUUUCUACAUGAAUGAAAGGCACAAAGUAAAGGGGGGAGCUGUAAUUUAACAUCAGCGGGUGUAUGACUGUACGCCGACUGCAUGCUGGUUCCUGCUGCUUUAGGUUCACCGUCUCUAAUACUAAACAUUGUCUUGACGUGUACAGGAUUACUGCUUGCAUUUUCAUUUUCUACCUAUAAGGCUGAUGCAAUUCAAUAAAAGGUUCAAGGUGACUUUAUUGAUACCUGCAGGUAGGUUUGUUUUGCAGUGGUUCAAAACAUUCACACCUUGCAUACAAACACCCCCAGAACAAUUCAAGAAAAUAUAACGGGGCUGAAAGUGCUCCACAAAUCAAAGCAGGACACAGAAGAGGACAGUAAGACUUGCAAAUAAGAUAAAUACUUGAGGAUAAAAAUCUUCAUAAAACCAAUGAGCAAAGACUGUAAAACUGACAUAAUCUUGACUUUAAAUCUAUUAUAAUCCAUAUAGUGACGGUAACAUUUCAACUUGUUCAGUUAUGGCAGAACAAAGCUAUUUAUAAAACGUCUGCUCCUACACUUUGGGACUAAGAAUCAGUUGACAGAGCUGCUGGCCCCUUUCAAGGUUGCAGAUUUUAUAUCAUUGGAUACUUAUUUGAAUGUAUUAAAUGGUAAAUGCACUUGUAUAGCGUUUUAUGAAGUUUGAGGACUCUAAGGUGCUUUACACCAUAAUCAGGCAUCUACACACAUUCACACACUGACUGGUAGGCUAGAUUGUAGCCACAGUUUCCCUGGAGGAGACUGACCGAAGUGGGGUCUGCCAUACAAUCGGCACCACUGAACCCUCUGACCACUAUUGGCAGGCAAGCCGGGUGAAGCGUCUUGCCCCCAAGGACACGACUGACGGGUAGAGCGGAGCUUAGAACCGACAACGCACCGGUUACAGGACGAACCACUACUACCUGAAUCCUUGUCGACCCUUAAGAUGAUUUUUAACAUUGCAUUGCAAAAAUAUCCAAACACUUUUUUUUUUUUUCUUUAUGAACUUCACAAUAUUUUAUUGGAAUUUUGUAUGAGGUACCAAUACAAAGUAUUGUCUUAUUGUGAUGUUAAAGGAUACAUGGUUUUGAGAACAUUUUACAAAUAAAACUGGGGCUGGCUUCUGUAUUGAGCCCCCGAGUCAAUAUA
This is a messenger RNA of Girardinichthys multiradiatus, 6740 nucleotides long. RefSeq names its product zinc fingers and homeoboxes 2a (gene zhx2a). NCBI's taxonomy places the organism in Eukaryota, Metazoa, Chordata, Actinopteri, Cyprinodontiformes, Goodeidae. Gene Ontology annotation, molecular function: DNA binding; DNA-binding transcription factor activity, RNA polymerase II-specific. The coding region runs from base 1685 to 4417 and encodes 910 amino acids. The record is from RefSeq and is a predicted model, not a curated record. Gene Ontology annotation, cellular component: nucleus. Gene Ontology annotation, biological process: regulation of transcription by RNA polymerase II. The transcript is spliced from 13 exons.